AUGAUGAUCUUCGCUGUAAAAGCCGGCAGGACUGCGAGUGAGGCCGAUGGCUUCCUCACAGUCGAUGGCAAGAACGAAAUUGACGUGCCGGUCCCUCCCUUUUUAACAGCUCUCGGUAGGGAGCUGUUCAACUAUUUCUACGUGUAUCAACUGGCCGCCGCAUGGCUGCCGAUAUUCUGGGAGUACAUCACCUAUGGCAUAGUCCUGCUCAUACUCUCCUUGGCGAGCGCAAUCGCUAAGGUGUUCACGGAGCGGCGCCAGAGGUUUGAGCUGAGAGAUAUGGCCAGGGUGACUGGAAAUGUGUGGGUGAAAAGAGAUGAUGAAUGGCAGAGGCUCACCAGCGACCUACUCGUACAGGGGGACGCGGACGAUUCGGAUUAUGAGGUUGGGCUACUGUCGGUUGAUGCCAUGAUUAUCAGUGGCAACGCAGUGUGUGAUGAGAGCUUGCUCACUGGAGAGACUAUGCCCAUUCAGAAGUUUGAGGUGCCUUCUAUUGACGAUGAGCCGGAAGUUAUGGACAUCCCUCGAGAUCCAAGAACAGAGAAUAAGAAACAUUAUGUAUUUGCUGGGACCAAGCUGCUGUCGGCCUCGGGAGCAUCCAAAAUCGAUCUCCCUGAAUCCUCGACCGGCAAGGGUUGCCUGCUGAUCGUCACCCAUAGAGCAUCUGAUAGCCUACGUGGUCGACUGCUCCGAACGUUGCUGUUCGGUGCACCGGUGUCCGCCACGUGGAUUAGAGAGAUCUGGACGGUUCUCAUCAUACUCUUCGUCUUGGGCAUAAUUGACUUCAUAAUACUGAACGCCAAAUACGACUUUAAUCUGGGCAGCAUACUAAACGCGUGCACGGCUGUCAUCGGGAUGAUCAGUCCGUUGCUGUCGAUAGCCAUACUCGGGGGGCAACUCGCAUCUGCGGCAAGACUGAGAGCUGGGAAUGCGAAGAAAAAGAGGAUACCACUGUUGUGGCGGUGUCGUUCGAGGAGGAUCGAGACUGAGGAAGCAUUCAAAUCUUGUGAUGACGAGGAAGAGGGUGACAUCGGCGGCAAUUUGCGCGUCCAUUGUCGGGAUGUGGCGAGACUUACACUCACUGGGCGCGUGACGCAGAUGUGCUUUGAUAAAACGGGGACUCUCACCAAAACGGGCUUGGACUUCCUUGGGAUUGUUAACUUUGAGGAGGCGGAGUCGUUGGUACUGCCGCACAUGGUGUACUUUGGUCGCCGCAAUCAGGAAGGGCACAUUGAUGGUUCGAUGGCUGUUGGUUUAGCGCUCACUCAAACGGUUAGCGUUCUCCCUGAAAACGAGCUCAUCGGGAGCCAGGUUGAGCUCCGUAUGGUUGAAGCUGCUAAGGUACUGGGUUGGGAGUAUGAUGCAGACUUGAAGACUGCUCGUGAGCCCAAUGGUGGUCGUCGUUGGAGAGUUGAUAAGCAGCAUACCUUCGACCAUCACAGUAUGACGAUGAGCGUUGUGGUCACUGAUCAGGGCAGUGGGGAAUCAUACGUAUUCUGCAAGGGCUCUCAUGAGGCCAUCUUGGAUAGAUGUGGAUCUAUCGGGGAAGCUCUGAGGAGCAAGGCGAUGUUGACAGCGGAGAAGUAUGCCUCCCAGGGUUGUUAUGUAUUGGGCAUUGCAACUAGGCGUGUGUCUGGAAACGAGGGGUUGACACUAUCACGACAUGAACUGGAGGAUGAUCUAGAGCUACUGGGGCUGUUGUUAUUCCGCAAUGAAGUGAAGCCAGACUCGGCCCGGUACAUCGACGUACUAAAGACGGGUGGGGUGGACAACGUUAUGAUCACCGGUGACUCGGUCUAUAACGGUGCGGCUGUGGCACGGAAAGUCGGGAUCAUCCCCCAUGGCUAUCGGGUUGUCAUUGGUGAUGUCGUAUCAUCACGAGAGGUCCGAUGGGCGGAUCUGGAAACGCAGGAGGAAGUGGAUGAGGAGAGCUUCUUCGGCAAGGGCAGUGCUGAUGAGGGGCGGCCCACUAGCCUCUGUGUCACGGGAGCAUGCUUCUCGGAGUUGGCACGGGAGAAUCGCCUCGUUUCACCUGGUCUGGUGGACUGUAGUUGUGCCCGUAUACGGGUAUUUGGUCGUAUGACACCUCAUCAGAAGGUGUCGGUUAUUACAGCGUAUUCCCGUCCACCUCUGAAUCUAAUAACUGGUAUGUGUGGUGAUGGUGGUAAUGAUAGUGGAGCCCUCAGGGCCGCACAUGUAGGUCUGGCCCUGAGUGGUAGAGUCGAGGCGAGUGUAGCUGCACCAUUCAGUACGGAUAGCCCCAGUAUUGGCUCAUUGGUACUCCUACUCAGAGAGGCUCGUGCUUCUAUGUGUACAUCGUUUGCAUCGUAUCGAUUCCUGGUAGUUCGAGGUGUAAUUGGGUCGAUCGGCAAGAUGAUCCUUAUGCUCUAUGCUGGGGCUUACCUCACCCCUUUCGGUUUUAUCUAUCAAGACUUGGUCAUGAACCCCUUGUUGCUUUGGGCACUUUCCAUGUCGAAACCGUCCAAAACCCUGGCCCGAGUGCCUCCUGAAGGAAGCCUGCUUGGCCCAAUGAUGGUCAUGUCUGCAUCGUUGACGAUAAUUAUUGGUGUGAUAUUCCUAUUAGCAGCUUUCUUCAUCCUCUUUAGUAACGAUGGAGAGGAGUGGUUUGCACGAUUCGAUGGCUCUAAUAGUGAGGUCCGGGAGUGGCAGAAGCGAUCGGACAACUUUGAGGCGGCUCUGACGUGGUUGUGGCUCUCGUGGAUUACAUUCGAUACCGCAGUUUGCUAUUCUUAUGGAGAUGUUCAUCGAAGGCCGGUGUACCGUAAUUUGACUCUAGUGUUUGUUGUACUCCUUACUGGUAGCNNNNCUCUUUUGUUGGGUUUGUGA
This is a messenger RNA of Perkinsus marinus ATCC 50983, 2847 nucleotides long. Its product is annotated as cation-transporting ATPase, putative. The transcript has 26 exons. The record is from RefSeq and is a predicted model, not a curated record. Lineage: Eukaryota; Perkinsozoa; Perkinsida; Perkinsidae. Gene Ontology annotation, cellular component: membrane. Gene Ontology annotation, molecular function: nucleotide binding; P-type transmembrane transporter activity. Bases 1 to 2847 code for a protein of 948 amino acids.